AUGUCUGAGAAAAAGGCUGAAUACGAGACUCGAAGCUCAAACUGCCGACAAUGGCGCCUUCGAACACUGUUAUACAUUAUUCUAGCUUUCCCAUUGCUUGUAGUAGUAUGUGUUAAAAAGGAACAGCUUAUUCACAUGCUGCGAGCCCCAUCCGGUCAGCGCUUGUCUGUUGAGGAAGUCCCCAGCGAGCAGCUUGCGGGCCACCUAGAAGCAUUAGGACUCAGUCCAGACUCUUCCGUAAAGGUUGUCCGUUUCUCGAACGGAAAAUCCCAAAAGCUUCGUGGGCGGUUUUUGCAUAUCACUGAUAUACAUCCUGAUCCCCUUUACAAGACGGGGUCAUCAAUCGAAAAUGUGUGCCAUCGCGGUCGACCUGAGGGCAAGAAGGAUGAAGCCACCCGAUUCGGUACCGCCAUGGCGGGUUGUGACAGCUCAAUGGAUUUAAUGGAGUACACACUAAAGUGGAUAGAAAAUAAUCUUCGCGACAAGAUAGACUUUGUUGUAUGGACGGGCGACAACAUUCGGCAUGACAAUGAUCGUAAUAAUCCUAGAACGGAAGCAGAGAUAUUUGACAUGAAUUCCAAAUUAACAAAGCGGUUUGAAGCCAUGUUUAGAAACCCCGACAGUGUGGACCCUCGCGACUUCGACGUUAGUAUAGUACCGAGUGUUGGAAAUAAUGACGUCUUCCCCCAUAAUUUAUUCUCGCUAGGACCCACCUUACAGACACGCGAAUUCUACAACAUGUGGGCGAACUUGAUUCCUGAGGACCAGCAAAGGGCUUUUGCCAGGGACACCUCAUUUUUUGUCGAAGUCAUCCCUGGUAAACUCGCUGUUUUGUCAAUUAAUACGCUCUACUUGUACAAGGCGAAUCCCCUAGUAGACAACUGCAACUCCAAAAAGCAGCCUGGAUACCAAUUGCUUCUAUGGCUUGGUUAUGUUUUAGAAGAGCUCAGGGAAAGAGGCAUGAAAGUCUGGCUAACUGGGCAUGUUCCGCCUCUACCAAAAAACUUUGACCAAAGCUGCUAUGACAAGUAUACACUCUGGACGAACGAGUACAGAGAUGUCAUAAUAGGUGGUUUGUACGGCCACAUGAAUAUGGACCACUUCGUUCCUGUUGACGGCAAGAAAUCCUGGAAAUCGGUAGAGGCGUCUACCAACACUGUCAAAAGGGCGCUAGAUGACGAAGAUUUCUCCUUCGAAUUCAAUGAAGACGACGGCGAAGUAUUAGAAAGUGCGAUUGAAGCCAGUGAUGUUAGACUUAUGGGAGCAAAGCCCGUGAACAAAAACGCGUAUAUGGAUUCGGUUCGCGAGGGUUUCUAUAAAAAGGUUGCAUCGAGGAUGGGGAAAGUUGGAGCUAACAAAAAGAAAGGCAAGAAGGACAAGAAGAAGAAGAAGAAGAAGAAGAAGCACCCUAAGGAUACGAGCGUAGAGCGCUACAGUAUUGUCAACAUCGCAGGUUCCGUGAUACCGACUUUCAACCCCGCUUUCAGGGUUUGGGAAUACAACACCACGGGCCUGGAAGAAGGCGUAACACAGGAAGCCCUCAACUCAUUCAAACCCUGGGAUGCGUUUUUCAGACAAUUAGAGUCUCAAAUUGAGUACGAUGUCUCGAACAAAGCUGAGGCUUCUGCGUGGGACGGUCUCUCAAGUAUUCUGCGGGGCUCGAAAAAGAAGAAGGUCGACAAAACAAUCCCCAAGCGGAUGCCUUCAAACCUGAAGCCCGGUCCAGGCUACGCUCCGCAGCUCUUCUCGCCAACUCGGUUCGUUCAGUACUACGCGGACCUGGAUGUUAUCGACAAAGAAUACAAAAAGGCGCUGAAGCUCGGCGCAUCCGAAGAGGAGGCCGCGGAAUCCGCAUUCAAAUAUCAAGUGGAGUAUUGUUCAGAUUCAGAACCUUACUCCAUGAAAUCGCUGCUAGCGCAGGACUACAUCGAUCUUGCAGUCAAGCUGGCUCACGACGACACAUUGUGGGAAAAGUACACAGAGCGGGCAUUUUGCUCAACAGGGUAUGACGGUUAA
This is a messenger RNA of Lachancea thermotolerans CBS 6340, 2016 nucleotides long. RefSeq names its product endopolyphosphatase (gene PPN1). Gene Ontology annotation, molecular function: exopolyphosphatase activity; endopolyphosphatase activity. Gene Ontology annotation, biological process: polyphosphate catabolic process. Gene Ontology annotation, cellular component: membrane; fungal-type vacuole. NCBI's taxonomy places the organism in Eukaryota, Fungi, Ascomycota, Saccharomycetes, Saccharomycetales, Saccharomycetaceae. The record is from RefSeq and is a predicted model, not a curated record. Bases 1 to 2016 code for a protein of 671 amino acids. The transcript has a single exon.